AUGGGUGACUUCAAACCUCCGCUACCUCAAGGCGCUGGGUACGCUAUUGUAUUGGGACUAGGGGCCGUAUUUGCAGGACUGAUGGUUUUGACAACCUAUAUGCUAAAACGUUAUCAAAAGGAAAUCAUCACGGCUGAAGAAUUUACUACUGCUGGUAGAUCCGUGAAAACAGGUUUAGUAGCCGCGGCUGUGGUUUCAAGUUGGAUUUGGUGCUCCACAUUGUUAACGUCAUCGACUAAGGAGUAUGCAGAUGGUAUCUUUGGAGGGUAUGCAUACGCCGCUGGCGCAUGUUUUCAAAUUAUUGCGUUUGCAAUUCUGGCUAUUAAGACCAAGCAGAUGGCUCCCAACGCACACACAUAUCUGGAGCUAGUAAGAACAAGAUAUGGUAAGAUCGGACAUGGGUGCUACUUGUUCUACGCCAUUGCGACCAAUAUUUUGGUCACUUCUAUGCUUUUAACUUCAGGUUCUGCUGUCUUUAGUGAUUUAACCGGGAUGAACACUAUUGCAUCUUGUUUUUUACUCCCAGUCGGCGUUGUUGUUUAUACUUUAUUUGGUGGUAUUAAAGCAACUUUCUUAACCGACUAUUUGCACACAUGUGUCAUAAUCAUUAUUGUUCUCGUAUUUGCCUUUAAAGUUUAUGCCACUAGUGAUGUUUUGGGUUCACCGGGCAAAGUGUACGAUUUGGUCCGUGAAGCCGCCAAAAGGCAUCCAGUAGAUGGUAACUAUAAAGGUGAAUAUAUGACUAUGACAUCGAAAUCUGCCGGUAUCCUAUUAAUUAUCAACCUGAUUGGAAAUUUUGGCACCGUUUUCCUAGAUAACGGUUAUUGGAACAAAGCAAUUUCUGCUAGCCCCGCAGCAAGCUUGAAGGCAUAUGCCAUAGGUGGGUUAGCAUGGUUUGCUGUACCUUCCCUGAUUUCAUUGACUAUGGGGUUGGCUUGUCUUGCAGUCGAAACGUCUCCAAAUUUCCCCACAUAUCCUGAUCCACUAACUUCAUUUCAGGCAAAUUCUGGCUUAGUUUUACCAGCUGCGGCAAUUGCGAUUAUGGGUAAAGGAGGUGCUGUAGCAUCACUGCUAAUGAUCUUCAUGGCUGUCACGUCCGCCAUGUCUGCUGAAUUGAUUGCUGUUUCAUCUGUUUUCACUUACGAUAUUUAUAGGGAAUAUAUCGAUCCUCAUGCAAGCGGUAAGAAGUUGAUUUACACAUCACAUGCUGCUUGUAUCUUUUUCGGUCUAGCUAUGAGUGGAUUUUCAGUUGGUUUGUAUUAUGGUGGUAUUUCUAUGGGCUACAUCUAUGAAAUGAUGGGUAUAAUUAUCAGUAGUGCAGUGUUACCUGUCGUUUUGACCUUGUGUUCCAAAGACAUGAAUUUAAUCGCCGCUGUAGUAUCACCAAUUUUGGGUACAGGGUUGGCUAUAAUGUCAUGGCUAGUUUGCACUAAGUCUCUUUAUAAAGAGUUGACUGUGGACACAACGUUCAUGGACUAUCCAAUGCUAACAGGUAACUUGGUGGCUUUACUGUCACCAGCAAUCUUCAUUCCUAUUCUAACUUAUGUUUUCAAACCACAAAAUUUUGACUGGGAAAAAAUGAAAGACAUCACUAGAGUUGAUGAAACUGAAGAGCUGGUUCAAGCUGAUCCUGAUAUUCAGCUUUACGAUGCCGAAGUUAACAAUAAGGAGCAAGAAGAAGAAGCAAAUUCUCUGACCUCUGAUAAUGAAAAAAACGAUGUAAAAGUAAACAAUGAAAAAUUGAGUGACCGUAACCUAGGUGUUGUGAUAAGUAAUGCUAUUUUGAAAGAGGAUGAGACGCAAUUGCAAGAAGAAUUGGAUGAAGAACAAAGGGAACUGGCACGUGGUUUAAAGAUAGCAUACUUCCUAUGUGUUUUCUUCGCUUUGGCAUUUUUGGUUGUUUGGCCCAUGCCCAUGUAUGGUUCCAAGUAUAUUUUCAGCAAGAAAUUUUUUACCGGUUGGGUUGUAGUGAUGAUAAUCUGGCUUUUCUUCAGUGCAUUUGCUGUCUGUAUUUAUCCGCUUUGGGAAGGUAGGCAUGGUAUAUAUACCACCUUGCGUGGACUUUACUGGGAUUUAUCUGGUCAAACCUAUAAAUUAAGAGAAUGGCAAAGUUCCAACCCACAAGAUCUGCACGUAGUAACAAGUCAGAUUAGUGCAAGAUUACAUAGACAAUCGUCUCAAUUUGGAAAAGUUGACGACAUAAUUUAG
Molecule: messenger RNA, 2208 nt
Organism: Saccharomyces mikatae IFO 1815
Lineage: Eukaryota; Fungi; Ascomycota; Saccharomycetes; Saccharomycetales; Saccharomycetaceae
Gene: DUR3
Product: Dur3p
Exons: 1
Coding region: 1-2208 (735 amino acids)
Biological process (GO): spermidine transport; urea transmembrane transport; putrescine transport
Cellular component (GO): plasma membrane
Molecular function (GO): urea transmembrane transporter activity; putrescine transmembrane transporter activity; spermidine transmembrane transporter activity
Source: RefSeq, a predicted model, not a curated record